Olea europaea var. sylvestris is the source of this 1343-nucleotide messenger RNA. Its product is annotated as probable serine/threonine-protein kinase WNK11. Gene Ontology annotation, molecular function: protein serine/threonine kinase activity; ATP binding. Gene Ontology annotation, cellular component: cytoplasm. The record is from RefSeq and is a predicted model, not a curated record. Gene Ontology annotation, biological process: protein phosphorylation; intracellular signal transduction. NCBI's taxonomy places the organism in Eukaryota, Viridiplantae, Streptophyta, Magnoliopsida, Lamiales, Oleaceae. The coding region runs from base 231 to 1124 and encodes 297 amino acids. The transcript is spliced from 3 exons.
ACUAGCUUCAAAUUUUCAAGAUAAAGAUCAAAUUCUGAUUCUGAUUUAUUUACUACUUUGAAGUUACCUAAAUCGUAGUCAAUCUGCGCAAUCCAAGUCCAAGAAUGACUUUUCAAUAAGGGAAUAUACAAUUCACAAAAUCUUCAAUCCCUAAUUUUCUGCCUCACCUCUUCUUGAGAAAUUAUCGGGGUUUGAUUCGUCUCAAAUUGCUUCCAUUUUUGAUUCCUAGUAUGGGUUCUGAACUGGUGGAUCGAGAUGGCGAGGCAUUCGUAGAAGUUGACCCUACUGGCCGAUAUGGCCGGUAUAGCGAGCUGCUUGGAUCGGGGGCUGUGAAGAAAGUGUACAGAGCAUUUGACCAAGAAGAAGGGAUUGAGGUGGCUUGGAACCUAGUCAAAUUGAGAAGCUUCCUUGGAGAUGAAGCGAUGAUCAAUCGGUUAUAUUCCGAGGUUCGGCUGCUGAGGACAUUGAAAAACAAGAAUAUUAUCACGUUGUACUCAGUGUGGCAGGAUGAGGAGAAACACACGCUGAAUUUCAUUACCGAGGUGUGUACUUCUGGGAACUUGAGGGAGUACAGGAAGAAGCAUAGGCAUGUGUCGAUGAAGGCGUUGAAGAAAUGGUCUAUGCAAAUCCUCAAGGGAUUGGACUAUUUGCAUACUCAUGAGCCUUGUGUCAUUCAUAGGGAUCUAAAUUGUAGCAAUAUCUUCGUCAAUGGCAAUGUUGGUCAGGUGAAAAUUGGUGAUUUGGGUAUGGCAGCAACCGUUGGCAAGAACCACUCGGCGUAUUCAUUACUUGGGACACCGGAAUUCAUGGCACCAGAAUUAUAUGAUGAGAACUAUACUGAGCUGAUAGAUAUCUAUUCAUUUGGAAUGUGUUUGCUUGAGAUGGUGACUCUUGAAUUACCCUAUAGCGAGUGUGACAACGUUGCCAAGAUAUACAAAAAGGUGACAUCUGGAUUGAGGCCACAAGCCAUGAACAAGAUUAAGGACCCCGAGGUCAAGGAGUUCAUCGAGAAGUGUCUUGCUCAACCUAGGGCUCGACCAUCGGCUGCUGAUCUCCUCAAGGACCCCUUUUUUGAUGGAAUUGAUGACGACGAAAAUAAUGCUGAUAACCACAGCAUUAACUGAUAUCCGAUUGUUUUUAUCUUUUCCUUUUUCUUUUUCCGAUUAACGUUGAAGGGCGUGUUCAAGAUGGGGUUUAGGGACAAUAUAGUUUAUUUUUUCCGAUUUCUUGGCUUGAUAUUGGAUUGAUUUGGGAGGUGUUGUGGUGGUGAUUGAGGCAUUUGCGACAUCAUUUUCUUUUGCCAAAAUAAUUUUAAUUAUAGUAAGAUUGAAUUUUGUGGAUAA